Messenger RNA from Glycine soja, 2255 nucleotides. RefSeq names its product protein indeterminate-domain 7-like. Gene Ontology annotation, molecular function: DNA-binding transcription factor activity. Lineage: Eukaryota; Viridiplantae; Streptophyta; Magnoliopsida; Fabales; Fabaceae. Bases 455 to 1777 code for a protein of 440 amino acids. The transcript is spliced from 4 exons. Gene Ontology annotation, cellular component: nucleus. The record is from RefSeq and is a predicted model, not a curated record.
UGGUCUCUUGUACGUGCGAGAGCUUCAAAGACAUCCUUUUCCUCAUCCACAUUCUUCCAACCUCUCCUCUCUCUCUCUCUCUCUCACACACACACACACACACAACUGAAACUUCCUCAAGUAGCUAUAGCAAGUAAAAUUAACUGUUCUUAGCAUUCUCUUGAAGCAUAUACUUAUGAUGAUGCUAUAUAGUUAAUUAUUACCAACAAGGUGUGGUUGUUUAAGAGCUAAUUAAAGUAGCUAGUUAUAUAGGUUUGAAGUCAAUCCAUCUCGGGAUCCAUAUUCACCUUUCUCAGCUUUUUCCUCUCUCACUCUCUCAAGAAUAUCUGAAAAGUUUGAAGAAUAGAGAAAGCUAUAUAUAAGUAAGCACAGGAUCCAUGAGCUGAAGAGAUCAGAUCCAUUAAUUCCCUAUCAUAUAUUAUCCUUUUCAGUGUUUGGUGUGGUGGAAGAAAAUAUGUCCAAUUUGACGUCUGCAUCCAGUGAAAUAAGUGCUACUUCUGGAAUCAGGAAUAACAACGGUUCUUCUCUCUAUGCUCAAUAUUCCUCUACUUCAAUAAGUCAAGAACCAGAACCUAAAAAGAAGCGAAGUCUUCCAGGUCACCCAGACCCUGAGGCAGAAGUGAUAGCAUUGACUCCGAAGACCCUUUUGGCAACAAACAGGUUCGUUUGUGAGAUUUGCCAGAAAGGGUUCCAGAGAGACCAGAAUCUGCAGCUUCAUAGAAGAGGGCACAAUUUGCCAUGGAAGCUGAAGAAAAAGAGUAGCAAAAACGUGAGAAAGAAAGUGUAUGUGUGCCCAGAGGCAACAUGCGUUCACCAUGACCCUUCAAGGGCACUUGGGGACCUCACUGGAAUCAAGAAACACUUCUUCAGGAAACACGGAGAGAAGAAAUGGAAGUGUGACAAGUGCUUCAAACGCUACGCGGUUCAAUCAGAUUGGAAAGCCCACUCCAAAAUCUGUGGCACCAGAGAGUAUAAAUGCGACUGUGGUACCCUUUUCUCAAGAAGGGACAGCUUUAUCACUCACAGAGCCUUCUGUGAUGCCUUAGCACAGGAAAGUGGUAGAACAGUGAACCCUCUUCUAGAUCUAUCAACUCAAUUUCGUAGCCAUGGCCUUCAACUUCAAGCACCAUCAUCACUUCUGAUGAAAGGAGAACAUGAUCAUCACUUCAACUUAUUAAACCCAGAAAUUCCAUCAUGGUUAUUAAGUUCUCCAACAGUGGUAGUAGAAGAAGAAGCACUCCACAACAGUAGUCAAACCAUAAGAUCCACCUUAGAUAAUUUCUCCACAAUACCACAGUUAUUAUUCCCAACAGCACAACAUGUCAACAACUACCACUCCUCCUCAUUAGUCCACCAUGAUCAAAACCCUAACCCUAGUACUACUACAACAACAACAUCAUCAACCACUUUGCUUCCUUCUUUGAGUACUUCUUUCCAUUCUUCUUCUUCUUUUCCUCACAUGUCAGCCACUGCUUUGUUGCAAAAAGCCUCACAAAUAGGGGUAACAGUGAGUUGUAGUACUGCUGCACCUUCAUCACAAACGAUGAUGCUGGUUAGACCCCACUUGUUACUGCAUCAGCAGGUUCACGUGCCUGAAUGUUCAACAACAACAGCAAUUGCAACAACAGGAACUACUCUUGGGUAUAAUAAUAAUAAUAAUAAUAAUAAUAAUAAUAAUAUGGCUUCAUCUUCAGCCGUUUCUUCUGGAAUGUUUGUUAUGCCUUCACGUGAAGAAAUAGGGACUACUCUUGGGUUUGCUCGUGGCUUGGCAUCUUGAUCAGGGAAUAAAGCUGCAAUAUAAUAGCCUCUGAUUACUUGGAAGAAAGGUGCUGCUGCUGCCAACGUUGCAGAAGCUAUAUAUAUAUAUCAUCAUCAAGCAUCUUCUCUCUUUUCCAUGAUAUGAUGGCUAGCUAGUAGUAUAAUAGUACUGUGCCUUCUGCCAGUGGCUUAAUUUGUGGAGGCUAUAUAUGACUAUGAGUAUGAGGGAAAUGUUUAAUCCACCAAGAGAUAUGCAUAAUGUUAACUUUCAACUUUCAGGAACUUUGUUUCAAAAAAAAAAAAAAAAGGAGAAUAUAUAUCACAGAUUGCUGCUAAUACAAGCAACUAGGGCACAGCACUCUGCACUAGCUAGGUGAUCGACAAGCCAUGUUUAAAUUGUAGUAAUCCCAACUGUGCAUGAUUUCGCUUGAUAUGGCAGAACAUUAAUGCAAACAAUUAAACAAAUGCAGUUGAUAAAAGAUUUUUUUUUUAACUCA